Cynara cardunculus var. scolymus (artichoke) is the source of this 1362-nucleotide messenger RNA. RefSeq names its product 50S ribosomal protein L13-like. Gene Ontology annotation, molecular function: mRNA binding; structural constituent of ribosome. The record is from RefSeq and is a predicted model, not a curated record. Gene Ontology annotation, biological process: negative regulation of translation; translation. NCBI's taxonomy places the organism in Eukaryota, Viridiplantae, Streptophyta, Magnoliopsida, Asterales, Asteraceae. Bases 697 to 1194 code for a protein of 165 amino acids. The transcript is spliced from 4 exons. Gene Ontology annotation, cellular component: mitochondrial large ribosomal subunit; ribosome.
AGGUUAUUGGUUAGAAUAUAUAUAUAUAUACUUAUAAUCAGCUCCUAAUAUGCCUUUCUUUGCAAGCGUCCACUGAUUUCCACUCAAGCAACAUCAAAAUAUUUUUUGAUUUUUAGACUGCCUUGCAGCUGAAUUGGUACAUUUGCUCUGUUUCCCAUUCAUUUUAGAUUCGCUUCGAGUUGAAGUUCCAUGGUUCAGAGACUUGAUUCACCAAGUAUUUGUAUCUUAGUUGUUGCCUAUUCCUUCAGAUAACUGUCCUUAUACAAUGCACAACUUUUGGCAGUAAUCUGUUGUUUCUCAGUUCAAUCAAUUUCUUUCACCAUGGUCACAUCCUUUUGAUAUCAUUUGAUUGAUGUUAUUGUUUAUCUUGGAUUUGGGCUUUCAAACUCGCUUUGACAAGUGUUUUCUGAUUUCACUGAUUCUGAUGUGGGUCCAAUUUAAGACGCAUGUUCCAUUUAGUGUUCUGUUUUCUUGUAGGAUUUAUGGUUUCCUUGUAUCAAGUAAACCAAACCAAAGAAACCCAGUGUAUCCACACAGAUAUAGGAUUGGGAAGGGGGUAUGAUGUAAGCAAACCUUGCCUCUACCCCAAACCGUAGAGAGGUUGUUUCCUUGAAGACCCCCCACUUCCAAAAUAAAAGCAAAAAACAUAGCAAGCAUUUGAAGUACUACGUAGCCAAUUGUGUGAUCAACGGCAUAAUGGUCCUAGGGAGAUUAGCAUCGCAAAUAUCUACAGUGGUUCAAGGGAAAGAUAAGCCUACAUAUACGCCUAAUCGUGAUGAUGGAGAUAUGUGCAUCGUGCUUAAUGCUAAAGACAUAUGCGUCACCGGGAGAAAACUCACUGAUAAAUAUUACCGGUGGCACACCGGGUAUAUAGGCCACCUCAAGGAAAGGAGUUUGAAGGAUCAAAUGGCCAAGGAUCCUACAGAAGUCAUUCGGAAAGCUGUUCUACGUAUGCUCCCGAGAAAUAAACUGCGUGACGAUAGAGAUCGUAAACUGAGAAUAUUUGCUGGCGGUGAGCACCCGUUUGGCGACAAGCCCCUUGAACCGUAUGUGAUGCCACCUCGACAAGUACGUGAAAUGCGUCCACGUGCAAGACGAGCAAUGGUUCGAGCUCAAAAGAAGGCUGAGCAACAAGAAGGUGGUCAAAAUAUAAGCAAAGGCAAAAAAAGAGAAGAAGCAGAAGCAAGUACCUGAAUUCCUCGACCAAUUAAUAUGGAAACAAAGCAUCAUAAAGUGGUUACGUUUUCUUUUGCCUGCUUUUAUUUGUAUGAUGUUGCUUUAUUUUAAUCUGCUUUUCAAAAUUUUAUCAUAUUUGGCUCUCUUUUUUACACUUGCAGGUUUUUAUGGAAACAAUUAUCUACC